Messenger RNA from Nicotiana tabacum (common tobacco), 513 nucleotides. RefSeq lists its product as uncharacterized. The record is from RefSeq and is a predicted model, not a curated record. NCBI's taxonomy places the organism in Eukaryota, Viridiplantae, Streptophyta, Magnoliopsida, Solanales, Solanaceae.
AUGAGGAAUAUCAAAGAAUCAAGAUACCCGGAGCCGAUCAAAUCUGAUCCUAGCCAGAGGGAUCCCAACUUAUGGUGUGAAUAUCUUGGGACUCAUGGUCACAAAGCUGGGGACUGCCUGCAUCUAUGCAAGGAGGUGACAACGUUGUUUAAGAACAACCAUCUUAGGGAGUUCUUGAGUGACCGAGCCAAGAAUAAUUACGGGCACAACCGGGAUAAUGCAGGACUCUCGAAGAUAGGGGAAGACCCUCCUCGACUGACUAUUAACACAAUUUUCGGAGGGAAUAAAACCAAUGGUGCAUCCUUCUUGGCGGCCCAGAAUACAAAAAUAUCAAUGACUCUCAGCAAGAGACUUCGGAAAGUCGCCGAAGAUGACAUUACAUUCACAGAAGAAGACGCUGAUGUACUUCUUCUGCCGUAUAACGAUGCCCUGAUAAUUUCUCUUAAUGUUUUAGAUUUUGAGACUAAACGUGUUUUGGUUAACCCAGGAAGCUCAACCAACAUCAUUCAAUAG